Messenger RNA from Pygoscelis adeliae (Adelie penguin), 1427 nucleotides. It is a transcript of the gene GOT2, whose product is annotated as glutamic-oxaloacetic transaminase 2, mitochondrial. Lineage: Eukaryota; Metazoa; Chordata; Aves; Sphenisciformes; Spheniscidae. The record is from RefSeq and is a predicted model, not a curated record. Gene Ontology annotation, biological process: biosynthetic process; L-aspartate catabolic process. Bases 41 to 1222 code for a protein of 393 amino acids. Gene Ontology annotation, cellular component: mitochondrion. The transcript has 10 exons. Gene Ontology annotation, molecular function: L-aspartate:2-oxoglutarate transaminase activity; pyridoxal phosphate binding.
ACAUCGGGUAUCCCUCAGCUCAUGGUGGUCCCAUGUGGAGAUGGGUCCCCCCGACCCCAUCCUGGGGGUGACAGAAGCUUUCAAGCGUGACACCAACUCCAAGAAGAUGAACCUGGGUGUGGGGGCGUACCGGGAUGACAACGGGAAGCCGUACGUCCUGAACUGUGUUCGCAAGGCGGAGGCCAUGAUAGCAUCCAAGAAGAUGGACAAGGAGUACUUGCCCAUCGGGGGGCUAGCGGAUUUCACCCGGGCAUCCGCAGAACUGGCUCUGGGUGAAAACAGUGAGGCUUUCAAGAGCGGCCGGUAUGUCACUGUGCAGGGUAUUUCUGGGACUGGAUCUCUGCGAAUCGGAGCCAAUUUUUUGCAACGGUUCUUCAAGUCUAGCCGUGAUGUGUAUCUACCCAAACCAUCCUGGGGCAAUCACACACCCAUUUUCCGUGAUGCUGGCCUGCAACUUCAGGCUUACCGCUACUACGACCCCAAGACAUGCAGCCUUGACUUCUCUGGAGCCAUGGAUGACAUUUCCAAAAUUCCAGAGAAGAGCAUCAUCGUCCUGCACGCUUGUGCUCACAACCCCACCGGGGUGGAUCCCCGGCAGGAGCAAUGGAAGGAGUUGGCAGCUAUGGUGAAGAAACGGAACCUCCUCGUGUACUUUGACAUGGCCUACCAAGGCUUUGCCAGCGGAGACAUCAACCGGGAUGCCUGGGCUGUGCGGUAUUUCAUCGAGCAGGGCAUCAACGUCAUCUUGUCACAGUCCUACGCCAAGAACAUGGGGCUGUACGGAGAGCGUGCGGGUGCCUUCACGGUGAUCUGCAGCGAUGCAGAGGAAGCCAAGAGGGUCGAAUCACAGCUGAAGAUCCUCAUCCGCCCCAUGUACUCCAACCCACCCCUGAACGGAGCCCGCAUCGCCUCUAUCAUCCUGAACACCCCUGACCUUCGGAAGGAGUGGCUCGUGGAGGUGAAGGGCAUGGCCGACCGGAUCAUCAGCAUGCGGACUCAGCUGGUGUCCAACCUCAAGAAAGAGGGAUCCUCCCACAACUGGCAGCACAUCACUGACCAGAUCGGCAUGUUCUGCUUCACGGGGCUGAAGCCUGAGCAGGUGGAGCGGCUGAUCAAGGAGUUCUCCAUCUAUAUGACAAAGGACGGACGAAUCUCUGUGGCGGGAGUUACAUCGGGCAAUGUAGGUUACCUGGCUCACGCCAUCCAUCAAGUCACAAAGUAAGGACAAAGGUGUGCCCUGGAGCUGGUGGCCUUCCCUUCCCCACCAGUUGAAGAUGGGGAGGGAAAGGAAACAAGCAGAAUACUUCCAACCACAGCAUUUGAAGCUGCUGCUGAAUGUAUCUUGUAGAUAAGUUGUUGUAGAAGCCUAGUCAAAACCACCCUGCGUUGUGGAGCAGGGACAUCGUUGCCGGCUCCCGCUCGUCACA